AUGUCGUACAACAACUACGACAACGGGGGCAGCUAUCAGAAUCGGAGCUACGGAGGUGAUGGCGGAGGCCGCGGAGGCGGAUACCACCAGCGCAUCAACGAGGAGGAUGUGCCCGAAUCGAAGCAUACCGUCUUCAUUCGUGGUCUGCCUGGCAGUGUUAGCACGGAGGAGAUUCGAGAUUUUUUCAACGACAAAAUUGGCCCAUGCUCAUUCGAUUUCACGAAAAUCUCGCCGGAUCGCAGCCGACUGUUUGUGGCGGUUCGCUUUGAAUCGCGGGAGCAUGCCAGGGAGUGUAUGGAUGAAUACAAAGACCGGGACCUUCUUGGAUACCCCUGUGAGAUGACAUGGUUUCGCGACAUCCGCCGCUACGCCUCCUACCAGGCAGCCCAACAAGCCGCUCUUCGAAGCCGUGGUCGUGCUCGUUAUAGUGGCGGGAUGAAUCGCGGCUAUGAUAGGCGCGAUGAGCGUAAACGCCGACGCUCACGCUCAGACGAAUCCUCGCGCUCCCGCUCCCGCUCCAGGAGCCGCUCGAGGAGGUCGAGGUCGAGGAGCCGCGGCGGAUACCGCAGAAAUCGCUCACCGGAAGAGGAUUCGGAGGACGAGCGGCGUCGCAAGAAGAAGGAGGAGAAGCGCGCUCGCAAGGCGGCCAAGAAGGAGAAACGUCGCAAGCGUAGCGUCAGCGGUUCCCCAGUUUCCGAAGACGGCUCGGAUCGUGAGCGUUCGAGGAGGGAGAAGAGCCACUCGCGGGUCUCGUCCAAGGAGCCGACGAGGGAACGUUCGGAAUCACCGCUUCGCGUCGGCGACCCGAAGAUUGGUGGCAACGACAAAGACAUCAAAAUUUCGAUCACCAUGCCGCCGCUGCCGAAUAUCGAACUGCCGCCCCCGGUGCAAUCCGAGACGGCCAAGCAACUCCAGAAUACGAAGAUCCAAUUCGGGCUGGAAGGGGACUCGAAGCCGAUUGUCAAGAACGACUUGCUGAAAAAGGACCCGGCGCCGCCGCCCGCCGAAGAACCCAUGGACAUUGAAAAAGAACCCACCCCUCCACCAACGCCAGUCUCGACCCCGGUGUUCACCCCGGUGUCGACUCCGGUGCCCAAGCCUGCCCCUGUCGAACGUGUCGCCCCCACACCGCCAGCAGUCGUGGCCCCAACGCCAACACCGCCUAAGCCAGUGUUCCAUUCCCGGCCGGCUCCGCUACAUUCGCACGUGCCGAUGCCGCCGAAGCCAGCGCCAAUCCCACCUCCACCCCCGCAGAUGCAGCACAUGACCCCGCCGAUGCCGCGGUUUAAGCCUAUCGAGCCGGAACCGUCACCACAGCCGGUAGCCCCAACACCUCCAGCCGUGGCCGUCGCUCCUAGAAACGAGGCACCCCCUCCGGCUCCUUGUGCCGUAUCGGCCGCCUCGAUUCAGCUGCCACCUCUCCCUCCGGCUCAGCCUCCCGCGCCUGUCCCCGCGCCCCCACCGAAAGUACACCGUCAACACGCGGCUGCGAUGAAUGGAGAGAACACCAUC
Mesorhabditis spiculigera is the source of this 1512-nucleotide messenger RNA. NCBI's taxonomy places the organism in Eukaryota, Metazoa, Nematoda, Chromadorea, Rhabditida, Rhabditidae. The record is from the annotation of a GenBank genome assembly.